Molecule: messenger RNA, 2683 nt
Organism: Daktulosphaira vitifoliae (grape phylloxera)
Lineage: Eukaryota; Metazoa; Arthropoda; Insecta; Hemiptera; Phylloxeridae
Product: putative mediator of RNA polymerase II transcription subunit 26
Exons: 2
Coding region: 151-2457 (768 amino acids)
Source: RefSeq, a predicted model, not a curated record
UAAAUGGUAAAACAAUGAUGUCAACAUACAAAAGAUCACACUACAUUUGGUAGAGUUUAUAUAAAGGUCACAUGAUAAUUCAGCACAUGAACUUCAACUUUAAUUUAUUAUUGCAAAUUUUUUUUUAGUAUAACUUGUGCUAUAGGUACGAUGGCGUUGUUAUUUCAUAUAUGCGGACUUUAUCACAGCAAUGGCAGUAAACUUUUUAUUGGUCUAUUUCUGUUGCUAGCUAUAUUUAGCAAACAGCUUAACGUGUCAGGAGAAGAUUAUCCUCAAAACCCGAACAACUUUAGGGCAAAUUCGAGUACAUUCAAUCCAACGGAUCAAUCUAAUAUGCAAUAUCAACCUUCGUAUGGUAAUUUAAAUGAUCAGCAAUUAUUUCAACAACCAUCAGACCAAACAUUGGAUGGUAGUCAGAGGAUUCCAAAUAAUUUACCCAAUCAACAAAAUAUGUACCAAAAUCAACCACAACCAAUGAUGACUAACAAUGGUAUAUUACCAUUAGGAAGUCAAUCACCGCAACGAUUUCAACAACAGCAAUAUCCUAUAAAUUCAGUUAAUAAUAACGAAUCACCAUCAAUGUUGGGACAGCCACAACAAAUGCAGAAACAACAAUAUCCUGAAAAUUCAUUUAAUAAUAACGAACAGCCAUUUACUAAUGGUCAGCAACAGAAAUUUCAGCAACAACAGCCACCCCAACAACAAUAUCCUACUAAUUCAGUUAAUAAUAACGGACAGCCAUCGACGAUUGGUCAACAACAGAAAGUGCAAUAUCCAGCAAACUCAAUUAAUAAUAAUGGAGAACCAUCGUUGAUGGGUCAGCAAAAACCCCCUCAACGAUUACAACAACAACAACAGAAUCCAGCGAAUUCGCUUAACAAUAAUGAUCCGGCAUCAAUGAUAGGCCAAGUAAUGCCACAGCAACAAUUGCAACAAAUACCGCAACAAUUGCAGCAAAUACCACAACAAUUGCAGCAAAUACCGCAACAAUUGCAGCAAAUACCGCAACAAUUACAACAAAUACCACAACAAUUGCAGCAAAUACCGCAACGACUGCAGCAAAUACCACAACAACUAUUACAACAAGCACAACCUAAUACAACAUUGAGUCCGAAUCCAUCCGCGUUACCGACAAACGCAAAUCAACCACAGAAAAACAAAUUCAACGGAGAACCACAACAACUAACUUCUAAUGUCCAAAAUCAGCCACUAACCUCACAAGGUAAUCAACAACCAGCAUUAACAUCUAAUAACAACAAUAUGGAUUUAAUGUCUACUCCGCAAAAAUUAUUGGGUAAUACUAUGGGCUCAUUAACACCACAAUUCACGUCUCAACAACAGCCAUCAGAGGUUAUUAACCCAUUAAAAAACAAUGGAAUGAAAAAUCAACAACAAAUUAUGCAACAAUUACAAAAACAGCGACCACAACUCCAACAGCAGCUACCAAUCAAUUCAAAUCAACAGAACGUUCAAGAUUUUCAGCAAUUUGAUCAAAUGGGUAAUGAAAUACAACAAUUAACAGGUAGACCUACACAACUCGAAAACAAUUACAAUAAUAAUGAAAAAAUUAACGCUUACGUAAAUAAAAAUAAACCUACAGUGGGCAUUUAUAAAGGUUUUCGUUUUCAAAAAUUAUGUUCUAAACCAACAGGAUCAACAAUUGAUAAUGGCAGUAAGUUAAAUUCAGCAAACAUGAUGCAACAACCUACAAAUAUGAUACAACAACCAAUGAACAUGAUGCAACAAGAUGGAGGAAAAGCAAUGAGAUUUCCCAUGCAGGUAGGCCGUGAAUUUGGAUCAGUUUUAUUGAAUGGAGCACAAAGUUUAAUGAAUGCUAAACACGCAGCCGUAAAUACUUUACUUAGACCAUUUGUUGCACUACCGUCAAUAAGUAGUUCUAUAAUGCAAAUGGAACAAAAUGGAUUAAACAGGUUAUCUAACAAUUUACUAGGAUCACAAGGGCAGUCUGUCGGGACAGACAAUGGCUACAAUGUCGGCGUCAAUCCUAAUCCUUCGGGUACAUACAGUAACUAUCAGCAAGAUACAGACUCUAAUUUACAAUAUCCACAACAAAUGAGUCAGCAGAAUUUACAGCAACCAACUCAACAAUACCCACAACAAGGCAAUCAAUUAUAUCAACCACAAACUAAUCAACCGUAUCAACAACAAAUGACUCAACCAUAUCAACAAGAACCUACUCAACCGUAUCGACAACAAACCUCCCCACAGUAUCAACAAGAACCUACUCAACCGUAUCGACAACCAACCUCCCAACAGUAUCAACAAUAUCAACAAAAAAACCCUCAACAAUACCAACAAUAUCCGCAGCAGGCCAAUCAAUACUAUCCAGAACAAUCCACAAACAGAAACACACAAUUAAGAAGACAAAAUUCCAUUAAUUCACCACAACCGAUACGUACGUACUCAUAUCAAAAUGCACCUGUAGUAGCUUAUUAAUGUAAAUUAUUUCGCUAAAAUAGUUAUUUUUUAAGUGUUAAUAUUAUGGUUUUUAUUUGGUAUAAGUAAUAAAUUAUAAACAAUGUCAAUCAUUUAGUAACAUUUAUUAUGUGUCUGGUGUAUAUAUCUUUUUGCUGUUUUUGGUAUGUGGAAAUACUAUAUCAAAAUUAAAAUAUAACUUUGAAUACUAUCAAUAAAAUAAAGCCGAAUACAAAUUUUAAAUGAA